Molecule: messenger RNA, 726 nt
Organism: Rotaria sp. Silwood2
Lineage: Eukaryota; Metazoa; Rotifera; Eurotatoria; Philodinida; Philodinidae
Source: the annotation of a GenBank genome assembly
AUGACCUUAGUAAUAACAGAUAGUUGGCCAACAGCAAUCAAAAGUGUUCAUAUUAAAAUUGUUAUACCAAAAUUUAUUCCGGAUUGCUUUGCUUUAGUUGUUCGGUAUGUUCCACCUGAAUUGGAUCUCGAAUUUAUUAAAGAAGAAAUUAAGCGUACUAUUGCAUCAGCUGAUAAUAUAAAACAAAUUUACUACAUGUACGAACGGAAGUCUAAUGAUUUUCGCUUUACAGUAACUGAUUUAACGGAAUAUAAUACAGCGCGUGAACUUGUGUGGAAUGGUGUACAAAUAGAAAUCGGUCAAGAUAUACCACCUGAUUCAACAAAAGUACUUCUGCUUAAAACUGAAAACUUGGUUGAAAUGCGUGAAAGUAAUAGAAGAGUAGAAGAGAAACUUGAAAAAAUCAAUACACUAGUGAAUCAAACAGCAUUAGAUGCAGAAUUACACGAAAGCACAAUGAAUAAAUUGAUUGAAAAUGUCCAAUCACUCAUUCAAAAUGUGCUUCGUCCGAUAGCGAAUCAAGUAAAGCCUGAUUUAGUGAAAUACAAGAUAGGUUUACAAUCUAUCUACGAUAAUCUUCGUGAUCUAAAAACGGAUUUAAAAAAUGAUUAUGAAAUAAGACGUAAACGCCCAACAUCAUCACUUCAACCACCAAUUCCAGAUAAACAGAUUACAACAUCUGAAAUCACGAUUAGUGAUGAUUCAUUAUGUACGAAACAAUCAUAA